AUGGCUACAACCAAAGCAGUUUUUCCCCUGCUUUUCUCUCUCUUCGUUUUCUUUCUUCUUCUUCUUCCGCAUGCAUGCAUUGAUGCACAGUCGCUUAAGGUUUGCAAGUUUGAUGGAAUAUAUCAACUUGGGGACUCUGUCUCUGACACCGGCAAUUUGAUUCGAGAGAAGCCGGCUCUGCCCUUUGCUCGCCUUCCAUACGGCCAAACUUUCUUCAAGAAACCGACGGGCCGCUGCUCCAAUGGCUUGCUAAUAAUUGACUACAUCACUCAAGCAGCCGGAAUUCCACUUCUUGAUCCCUCUUUGGACACGGAUGCACUGUUCACUCGCGGCCGUGGAGAGAAUUUUGCUGUGGCGGGUUCCACUGCCUUGUCUGCAGAUGUUCUUGCAAAGAAAAACAUUUCACCAACACUCACCAACAGUUCUCUCAGUGUACAACUGGAUUGGAUGCUUAGCCAUUUCAAUGGGAUCUGUUUCAAUGCUAAUGAUUGUGCGGAGAAGCUCAAAACAGCCCUAUUCUUGGUGGGAGAAAUUGGAGGGAAUGAUUAUGAGUAUGCAUUGUUUCAAGGCAAAUCCAUUGAGGAGGUCACAGACUUGGUCCCAGAAGUUGUUCAGGCAAUAAAGGAUACUGUCACAAAGGUCAUUAGUAAUGGUGGUGCCCGAGUGGUUGUCCCUGGACUCUUCCCGAUAGGCUGUUUGCCAAUCUAUCUUACAGGAUUCCACUCCAACAAUUCGGCUGAUUAUGAUGAAUCUCACUGCCUAAAGAGGCUGAAUACUUUGUCAAUAUAUCACAAUGAUCAGCUGAAACAAGCCAUUGAAGUUUUGAGAAAAGAAAAUCCUGGUGUUGUUAUUGUAUAUGGUGAUUAUUACAAGGCUUCCCAAUGGGUUUUCAGUCAUGCUCCAGGCCUUGGAUUCGAUGCUGCAUCUGUGCAAAAAUCUUGCUGUGGUGUUGGAGGUGAUUACUUGUUUAGCAAGGAUAGAAUGUGCGGGAAUCCUGGUGUGCCGGUUUGUGCCAACCCAGAUGCACGCAUCAGCUGGGAUGGAGUCCAUAUGACAGGAAAGGCAAACCAGCAUAUAGCAAACUGGCUCAUCCAAGAUAUCUUACCAACACUUCAUUGCUAA
This is a messenger RNA of Corylus avellana, 1122 nucleotides long. RefSeq names its product SGNH hydrolase-type esterase superfamily protein. The record is from RefSeq and is a predicted model, not a curated record. Gene Ontology annotation, molecular function: hydrolase activity, acting on ester bonds. NCBI's taxonomy places the organism in Eukaryota, Viridiplantae, Streptophyta, Magnoliopsida, Fagales, Betulaceae.